AAAGGUAACAUUUGUAAAAACAUAACAUACUUUUUUCUCCUUGACAUUAUAUUUUUAUUGUAAUGAAGUUUCACUAUUUAUAUCCGUUUCGGGACUUUCCCUUAGUGAAAACACAUCAGGAGUGUCUCACUGCCACGGAGUGACGUGAUCAACAUAAUGAAACCGUAACAAGUAUGGAAAAACUUUGGAGUGUUUUACCACCAAACUGUUGUUUGUUACAAACUGGAUCCUCAUCUUCUUCUGGUAACACGUCAGUUCCGUGCAUAUGCACACGGGCACAUCAAACGAUCGUUAAAAACGUAAAACGCUCGACUGAUUCACCAACAUUUUGGCAUUGCAGAAACGGAAUAACAUCCAACUUCCACGAUAAUAUUGAAGCUGACGCAAUAUCGUACAGAGACCAGGAGACAACACACAAUGAAACUCGUCUUCCACCAUGGUGCUGUCAGCACAAAGACGGAACGACAUCAAACUCCCGAAGUGCGCUAUCGGGUGCUGCUAAAACAAACAACAACACGGACACAUCAGAAGUCACCACAAACGAUGUACCAUUGCCACCGUGGUGUUGUCAAAACCGAGAUGGAACAACAAGCACCUUGAGCAUGUUGAGUGCUCUAACAGUUGAAGCCACUAGAUACAGGUAUGAUGAUUGCUAUACCGUCAAAUCUCUCUACCUUCAGUCGAACGCGGCAACUACAUGUAGCUCUGCCGACACGUAUACCUUGAAUGCAAGGAUGGAAAACUUGGAAACAACACUUAAUUUACUACAAAAAUAUUAUAAACGUAUGGAACAGGCAAUGAACCAACAAGUUGACAAGGUCGUCGAAAUUAUAGCAAAUGAUAUCAAUCAAGAGGAUGUCAUUAGAAUGUUUCUGGAUUAUAAUGGGAAAGACUUUACCAAGAUAAGAAACAAGAGACUGAAAGAUGCUGUACAAUUCAUGACGAACAGUUCUAAAACAAUGAGGAAUGCAUUGAUGCAACAAACAUCUGCGAUUAAGAAUCUGAGUGAUGCUUAUCAACGGACAAAGACGCCUCGAAUGGGUAAACAUGAAUUGGACAGCCAUGUUUGUCAAUGUUUAGGGAUCGAUGGAAGACGAGCAAUAAUUACAGAAACACCACAAACGGCUACAACGAAUUUAAACAUUUUAGAAGAUGACAAUGAUGAUAUGAGUAUUGCCGCCCCGACACCAUGUCUGAACGGAACAAGACAGGUCAUCCAUUGCAAUACCGGAAGUCAGAGAAUAGACAAACCAGAAUACCUAACUAUGGAUGACCGAAAUAACAAUAAUUACAUUCAUUCAAAUAACAAAAGAGCACAAUCUAAUUCAAAUAGGAGUCAUGUAAGACGUCCAUUGUUUUGCGAUCUAAAAGGAAUAUAUGUGUGAGUCCCCCCCUCCCCCAAGUGCAUGCUGUUCAGAUUUUUGUAGAAAAGCUGUAUCAUGUUGAACAAUACGGCAUCCUUAAAAUAUUGCAGAGUUCAUUCCAGUUUGAUAUGCUUUACAUGCAAUAUUCAUUGUAUAUAUAUGUUUAGUUUGGAAAAAUGUUACCUCGCACUAUAUUACCUUUCGUGCUAAGGUGGCGCAAAGAAAACACCAAUCAAUCAACCAACCAAUCGAACAAUGUUGUGCCAUAGUAAUGGAUAAAGACUCAAAUUGAAUAACAGGAAAGUGUACGUAGAGGUCCCAGCUCUAAAAAAGAUAGAAAAAUGCCAAUUGUUCAAUUAAGUCAAUACGAAGAUGGACAAUAAUAAAUUAAAGGUCGGAGGAAAGACGACACAAACCACUUCAAAACCGGUAGUAUACUCGUGCUUCGAAAGGGAAAACCACCCGGUCCCCUUGUUCUGCUGGUGGCACCUGUCGUUAUUCUCAUGACUAAACGGUUUGGUGACAUGUCGUGAACAAGGAAAAGAUGAUGGAAUUGAGGUUACUACGUGACUACGUAAAAUAUACACCGUUAAUCAGAUUAAGUAUCGGUUCAGGUAGAUAUGCAAAUUCGACAAAAGCCAAUUUACCGUUUCGAAUUUUGAUGACCAUGGGUAGUUUCAUUGUUCGUACCUCAAAAUGAAAGCAAUGUCACGUCAUUUGUUGAAUGUCCAUUGAAGUUUAGGACGUGUUUUUUUUUUUUUUUUUUUUUUAACUUAUAGCAACCUUUCCUUGUGUUCUUUUGUAAAUAUGACCAUAUAUUCUUCAGAUUCUGAAAUGGCGAACACAGGAAUUAAGGUUACGCUGCAGUUUUAUGUAAUGGCCUCUGUAUAGGCGUCUGAAGCUAUCUGUAACAUACAAACCAAUAAAUUUCACACGAUGCAACAUUUUGUCAAUUCUAGCUGUGCGAAAAAUACAUAUAUACAUAUAAAGUUAUAUACUUAAAAACGUACAUAGUUAUCGUAUAGUAUAUUGUAAUGGGCAAAGGAAAAAGAUUAAAUCGGUUUAUCUCCCAUUUGUCAUAAAUAUCUGAUUAGAAAAAUGAAAAAAAUACUUUUUAUUUUGCUAUAAUUCAAUAGAGAGCGACUAAAAGAAUGAGAUGUACUAAAAAAUUGGAAAAAACUAAAUUGCUUGUUUAUUAAUUAAAAGGAAACAUUGAUAAGAAUUUAUUGUACGGUAGAAUCGUUAUAAUAUUCUUUAUUCUUCACAAAAAGUGUCGACUUGUUGUCAAAGGUAAUACACCAAGCAAAUAAUUGGGGAAAAACUGUUUAUUGGUGUCAAAAAAUUACUCAGAGGUAAAUAUAUUAUAUCCCCAUUACCAAAUGGACUUGUUGUAUGUUUGAUAGUCCCAUAUUUUACACAUAAACAGUGAAGAGUCUCUAUUAAUGUGAAAUAAACAUUCGAUAUUUAGUCGAA
This is a messenger RNA of Mytilus californianus (California mussel), 2837 nucleotides long. RefSeq lists its product as uncharacterized. NCBI's taxonomy places the organism in Eukaryota, Metazoa, Mollusca, Bivalvia, Mytilida, Mytilidae. The record is from RefSeq and is a predicted model, not a curated record. Bases 174 to 1385 code for a protein of 403 amino acids. The transcript is spliced from 2 exons.